UAAAACACCUGAAUUGUUUUUUGAUAGACAGCAAAAACGUCACGUUGUUGUCAACGACGAACUAACGCCGUCAAAUAAGCCCUCCACUUUCUUUACACAUUAAGUGCAUUUCUAAAAUAAAGAAGUGGUUCACGAUGGACUUGUUUGUUUAAUUCAACUAUAAAAAAAAUACAGUCCACAAACAACCCUUGCUGUUCCCAGCAGCAGAGACACUACACAAUUUGGUGAUCCAGCAGCGGAGCAGCAACAAAACAUUUUUUGGUCGCAUCGAGCGGAUUUCAAGAUUUUCCGGCGAUACAAUUACAAUUUGGGAGGUCAGUAGCCACAACAGGUGAAGACAAAUACCAAGGCCGCCUCUACAACGUCAACAAACAAUUUGCAAGACAAAGGGACAAUUUACCCAUAAGUAUCCUUUUUAAACAAAAUCAGGGAUUGGAGGUAAGCCUUUAUUCAUCACUUGGUCAAUCACGGGAAAAGAAGUGCUCCUGUAAUAUCGGAUUGCAGUUCAAGCUGAGUGGCUUCGCCCGCAUUAAUGUAUUGAACAUAUAUAUACAAUAGUCAGUAAUUAGUGUUAAAAGAGGCGUUAAUACUUUUAAUUAAUCGCAUUUCAAUUCAUAUAUUACGUAAUCAAGUGUCGUCAUAGUCAUCGUCGUUGUUCAUACCCACUACUGCAUUCCAAAAUUCACAUGUAUUCAUAAUGAAGUGUUAUUUUAGAAUUUAAUGUACAUAGUUUCAAUCAGCUACAUUCAUAUUUACAUUAUAUUUAUCUUAUCGCAUAUAGGCUAAAUCUUAGCAUAUACAAUUAGAAUUUGUAAAGAAGUUCUAAUAGUGCAAUUCUGUCAUAUUAGCAAAUUUGUGUCAGAGUACAAAAUACAUAUCUUUGUAAUUCAUUUGGAUCCUCAAGGGCUGCUCAUUUUUCACACCUCUUAUAUUUCUUUGGGAAAUUGAGCACAUAUUUAAACUAAAACAAACCUUGUCGAGUUUUUCAUAAUGGCACCAAGAAAAGGAGCAAAGGGUGGAAACGAGUUAGAUGAAGAUGAAACACUACCCCGAAUUCAAAAUCUAGUAAGAAAGAGGGGAAUGAUUAAUUCAAAAUUAUCACGUUUAUUAAACUAUUUUAAUUCUUCAAAGGAAAGUGCUAAUCCAUCAACAAUUCUUGAAAUUGAAUUGAGAUUAAAAGAAAUAGAAACAAAAUUGCUCACAGAGUUUUCAGAGAUUCAUUUUGCACUCGAAGGUUUAGAUCCUGAUAAUUUCACUGAACAGGACCUAAAUGAUUUUGAAACUUUAUAUUUUAAAACAAUUGCUGAUAUUAAACAAUUUCUUUCAAUUAAAACAACUUCAAGUGAUCAGCAAGUUAUACACGAUGAAUCCAUUCAUUCUUCACCACCCUAUAUUACAUCCUUACAACGUCAGGUCUCUAUUAAAAGGCAAAACACAAAAUUGCCUGUCAUUGAAUUGCCUAAGUUUUUUGGCCAAUAUGAUAAGUGGCUAGAAUUCAGGGAUUUAUACACUUCUCUAGUUCACAAAAAUAAUUGCCUUGAGCCAAUCGAGAAAUUUCAAUAUUUAAAGGCUACACUAGAGGGUGCGGCAGCACAAUCAAUUCAGGCUAUUAACAUCACAAAUGAAAACUAUGAUUUAGCAUGGGACAUUCUUUGUCAAAGAUUUGAAAACAAAAGAUUAAUAGUGCAUAAUCACAUUAAAUCCUUAUUCAAUAUUUAUGAUAUAAGACCGGAUUCUGCCAAUUCAUUUCGCAAUGUACUAGACAUUAUUUCGAAAAAUAUGCGCUCUCUUAACAAUUUAGGUGUUAUAACGAACUCUUGGGAUCCAUUAAUCAUAUAUUUAGUAACCAGUAAGCUAGAUGUUGAGUCAAUCCGGGAAUGGGAACAAUCAGGCUUCGCUGAAGAACUGCCCUCUUUGGCAGAAUUAUAUGAAUUCCUGUCAUCUCGUGCAGAUUUCUUAGAUAAGGUAGCAAUGCACAAGGGUAAACCACGCAAAACCUUCAUUGUCAAUCAACCGUCAACUCAUCAGAGUUCUAACUUAUGUUGUUUUUAUUGUAAACAACAGCAUGCAAUCUAUCAUUGUCCUAAAUUUACUGCUCUUUCAGUAGAUCAGAGAUGGUCUGCAAUUAAAUCACAAAAAUUAUGUGUUAAUUGUUUGCGCAGUGGCCACAAACUAGAUAAAUGUCGGUAUGGUCAUUGUAGACAUUGUAAACAACGGCAUAAUUCAUUACUUCACAAACAGCAACCUUUAAUUCCAGUUGAAGAUGGCCACCUUGUUUCAAGUAAAGAAACUACUCAAGGUCAAGUUGCCUUAUAUAAUUCAACUAAGAAUCAAAUCUUACUAGCCACAGCAGUGGUGCAAGUUUUCGAUAUUCAUGGUAAAGGGCAUUCAUGCAGAGCCCUCCUAGACAAUGCUUCAAUGUCUAAUUUUGUAUCCCAAGAUUUUGUGAAUAAAUUAGGCAUAACACAAUACAAAAUUAAUUCCUCAAUCCUAGGAAUUGGGCAUUCAGUGUCUAAUAUUAACAAAUCAUGUCGAGUCAAAUUCAAGUCUUGUUAUAACAACUUCAAUGUUUCAUUAGAUUGUUUAGUCAUUCCAGAAAUCACAGGUGAUUUACCUAACACAUAUUUCAAUCCAGAAUGUCUAGAUAUUCCAACUAACUAUCAUUUAGCUGAUCCAGCAUUCUUUGAGCCCAAUCACGUUGACUUACUUAUUGGAGCUCAAGUAUUUUGGGAUAUUAUUUCUGCGGAACGCAUUACUUUAGGCCCCAAUAAGCCUAUUCUGCAGAAUAGCAAAUUGGGUUGGUUGGUGUCAGGUCCCAUAGGCAUUCCUAACUCAUCAAAGAAUACCCUUUGUCAUUUCUCAAAAACCUUAGAUAUUCAAAAUCAGUUGCAAAAGUUUUGGGAAAUUGAAGAGGUUUCAACCUCAUCGCCAAUCCUUUCAGAAGAAGAACUCUUAGCAGAGAAACAUUUCAUCGAAAAUGUUGAGAGAGAUUCAGAUGGCAGAUUCAUUGUAGGGAUUCCGCUAAAGAAGUCUUUAGAAGUCUUGGGUGAUACAAAGGUUCAAGCAACACAACAAUUUUUAUCCUUAGAGAGAAAAUUACAUAAAAAUCCGAAGUUGAAGCAAAUGUAUCAGGAAUUUAUGUCCGAGUAUCAAAGUUUAAAUCAUAUGUCACGAUUUAUACCUUCUAAUGAUCAAAUUUGUUAUUUUUCUCCCCAUCACGGUGUGCUACGUGAGAAAAGUCAAACUACCAAGCUCAGAGUCGUCUUCAAUAGUUCGUUUCCAAGCACUACUGGUUUAUCUUACAAUUCAAUUCAAAUGGUUGGGCCAGUAGUUCAGGACGAUUUAGUUUCUAUAAUCUUAAGAUUUCGACAGCAUCAAAUCGUUUUUUCAGCAGAUGUUUGCAAGAUGUAUAGGCAAAUACAGGUAAAGCAAGAGUUUCGCCCUUUACAAUUAAUUUUAUGGCGAAGUGAUCCAAAGGAUGAUCUAAAGAUUUUAUGGACACUAAAACUUUCAUGGGACGAACCAGUUCCAGGUGACAUAGCCAAGAAGUGGUUACAUUUCAGAUCGCAACUGUUUAAUUUAAAUAAAUUACAAAUUUCAAGAUGUAUUUCAGUAAAAAAUCCAGUCACUGUUCAACUCCAUGGAUUUUCGGAUGCAUCAAAUAGUGCAUAUGGAGCAUGUAUCUAUGUUCGAACUGUGGACGAAUAUAAUAAAGUUCAUGUCGAACUUCUUACAUCCAAAACUAGGGUAGCGCCACUCAAAUCUUUAAGCAUUCCAAGAUUGGAAUUAUGUGGCACUUUACUUUUGGCACAGCUGUAUAUCAAGGUCAAAUCUUCUUUAACUUUACAAUUCAGUGAAGUCUAUUUUUGGUGUGAGUCGACUGUAGCCCUUGCGUGGUUAAGAUGUUCACCCAACACUCUACAGGUUUUUGUGGGAAAUCGCGUUUCCACUAUACAACAAAUUACUCCAAUUGACUCAUGGAGAUAUGUCUCUACGGAUCAGAAACCUGCAGACAUUCUAACAAGAGGAAUGCUACCCAACGAUAUUAUUAAUUCAGAUAUGUGGUUUCAGGGUCCAUUGUGGCUUCGUGAGCCAUCUAUCAAUUGGCCCUUAGAUAUUCACAUGCACAAACCAAUAGCUGUUACAGAAUUGCCAGAUUUUCGCAAAACAACCCAAACAUUUGUGGAAAUCGAAAAUCAAAAUGUAUUUCCUUUCCACGAAUUUUCAACUUUCACUCGUAUUACUCGAAUUAUGGCAUUCUGUCUUAGGUUCAUUUUUAAUUGCCGAAUUAAAAAAUUCGAUAGGCAUUUUAGCCAUUUGACAAUAUCUGAACUUCGCAAUGCUAAAGACAUGUUAGUCAAGCUAUCACAGCGUGAGUCAUUUUUUGAUGACUAUCAACAACUGUUAAAAUUUGGGGUAGUGUCAAAUAAAAGUAGGCUACUCAGUCUCACUCCUUUUAUUAAAGAAGGAAUUAUCCGAGUUGGUGGAAGACUAAAGAACUCAUCGUACUCAUUUCAUAAGAAACAUCCAGCAGUGUUAUGUCCCAAGCAUCACCUAACCAAGUUGAUUCUUCAGCAUGAACACAAAGUGCUUAUACAUUGCGGCUCUCAAUUAUUGCUUGCACACAUCAGAGAUAAUUACUGGCCUAUAUCUGGUAAGAAUUUAGCAAAGCGAAUUAUCAAAGAGUGCCUCAUUUGUUUUCGUUUCAAUCCCACUUCACCUAACCCUAUCAUGGGUAAUCUUCCAAGUUCCCGAGUCAGUCCUCGAAUUCCGUUCUCUGAUGUUGGCAUUGACUAUGCUGGACCUUUUCAAAUAAAGGAUCGAAAGGGACGUGGUUGCAAGAUCAGCAAAUGUUAUUUAGCACUCUUCAUUUGUUUAACAACAAAAGCGAUCCAUUUGGAGCUGGUUACUGAGUUAAGCACGUGGGCCUUUCUUGAAGCUUUUCAGAGAUUUAUUGCAAGACGUGGUAAACCAUUGAAUGUUUAUUCUGACAAUGGUACUAAUUUUGUAGAUGCAUGCAAUUAUUUGAAGGAACUAGGUACCUUCCUAAAAAGCAAUUCACCCACACUUAAGGAAAAUCUAGAAUCAUCUUUUGAAGUUUCAUGGCAUUUUAUUGCAGCAUAUUCUCCUCAUCAUGGUGGUUUGUGGGAAGCCGGUGUUAAAGCGGCAAAACAUCACUUAAAAAGGAUUUUAUUUAACACAAUAUUGACUUUCGAAGGUCUUUACACAGUAAUUACCCAGAUAGAAGCUAUUCUAAAUUCACGACCUUUAACGCCACUCUCGACAGAUCCAAAUGAUUUGCAAGUGCUCACCCCAGCACAUUUUUUAAUUGGGCGAUCACUUCAAUCUGUUAUUCACCCUGAUUUACAGAAUACUGCUAUCAAUAGAUUAUCUAAUUUUGAGCAAUUAGAACUUCUAAGACAACAAUUCUGGUCGCGCUGGACCAAAGAGUAUAUUUGUAAUUUGCAAACUAGACUUAAAUGGAAGAAGAACCAACCGAACAUUCAAUUAGGGACUAUGGUUCUUAUCAAAGACAAUCACUUGCCACCGUUUAAGUGGAAAUUAGGUCGCGUUAAUACCCUCUAUGCAGGGAAUGAUGGUGUUGUGCGCAUUGUAUCCGUGAAAACUAUAUCGGGUAACAUUAGAUGCACUGUUACCAAACUGUGUCCGCUUCCAAUUAGUGACAAUUGACAUUUAGCAAAGUUGACAUUGUUUAGAAUAGUUCUAAUUUAGUAAGUCUAUUAUUAAUAAUUAUUAAGUUCAUUUUCAUUUUUACUUUAUUUAUUUCAACUAACCUGCGUAUUUCAUUUUUUACUUAGGUUAAGUCAUGUUUUUUAUGUUUAGUGAUUUGUAUUUCUCUAGUUUUCAUUGAAAGUAUUUUCAUUCUUUCAAGGUGAGGGGCAUGUUAAGGUUUACGUUAAUUAAAACACCUGAAUUGUUUUUUGAUAGACAGCAAAAACGUCACGUUGUUGUCAACGACGAACUAACGCCGUCAAAUAAGCCCUCCACUUUCUUUACACAUUAAGUGCAUUUCUAAAAUAAAGAAAUGGUUCACGAUGGA
Molecule: messenger RNA, 6061 nt
Organism: Anthonomus grandis grandis
Lineage: Eukaryota; Metazoa; Arthropoda; Insecta; Coleoptera; Curculionidae
Exons: 2
Coding region: 991-5691 (1566 amino acids)
Biological process (GO): DNA integration
Molecular function (GO): nucleic acid binding
Source: RefSeq, a predicted model, not a curated record